Messenger RNA from Antechinus flavipes (yellow-footed antechinus), 1887 nucleotides. Its product is annotated as V-type proton ATPase subunit C 2. The transcript has 14 exons. Gene Ontology annotation, molecular function: proton-transporting ATPase activity, rotational mechanism. Gene Ontology annotation, biological process: proton transmembrane transport. NCBI's taxonomy places the organism in Eukaryota, Metazoa, Chordata, Mammalia, Dasyuromorphia, Dasyuridae. The coding region runs from base 372 to 1655 and encodes 427 amino acids. The record is from RefSeq and is a predicted model, not a curated record. Gene Ontology annotation, cellular component: lysosomal membrane; vacuolar proton-transporting V-type ATPase, V1 domain.
GGCGGGCGGGGCGGGGCCGGCGGGAGCAGCUGGAGCCUCAACCGCCUGGGAGCCGGGGCUCGCGCGCACCAGGGACUUAUCUGGGCAAAGGGGGUAGCAUCUGCCCUCCAGCGACCCCGGCAGCCAGCAGCGGGAGGCAGCCCAGCACUCCCCAGUCCCAUCCCAGCAGUGCCCAAAGCUAUUCCCCGAAGGAGCGGAGGUGCUCCCACCCAAGGCUACCCAGGCGGAUCGUCCGCAUCGUCCCGAACCCGAGCUCGCGUCCGCCCCGCGUCUCCAGUCUCUCUGUCCUUAGACCUUCCGACGCACCCUGGCAUGCGAGGCUCCUUCAUUUUACGCCAGUAGUAACCUUGACUAAAAGGAAAGACUUUAACAUGUCGUCGGAAUUUUGGCUGAUUUCUGCCCCUGGAGAUAAGGAGAAUUUGCAGGCUCUGGAACGGAUGAACACAGUAACCUCCAAGUCUAAUCUAUCCCACAACACAAAAUUUGCCAUUCCUGACUUCAAGGUGGGGACCUUGGAUUCUCUUGUUGGUCUCUCAGAUGAGUUGGGGAAACUUGAUACCUUCGCUGAAAGCCUUAUAAAGAAGAUGGCUCAGUGUGUAGUAGAAGUUAUGGAAGAUGCAAAAGGCAAAGUUUAUGAGAACCUGUUGGCCAAUGGAGUUGACUUAACUUCUUUUGUGACCCGAUUUGAAUGGGACAUGGCCAAGUAUCCUGCCAAGCAGCCGCUUGUGGUCGUAGUGGACACAUUGGCAAAGCAACUGGCACAAAUAGAAACAGAUCUGAAAGCUCGAACAGCUGCCUACAACACUCUGAAAGGAAAUCUGGAGAAUCUGGAAAGGAAAUCCACGGGAAAUCUCUUCACUCGGACAUUAGCUGAUAUUGUGAACAAAGAAGAUUUUGUGCUUGAUUCAGAGUAUCUCAUCACUCUCCUGGUGAUAGUUCCAAAGCCAAACUAUUCACAGUGGCAAAAAAGAUAUGAAUCUCUCUCAGACAUGGUUGUACCUCGAUCAACCAAAUUGAUUGCUGAAGAUGAUGAGGGAGGCCUCUUUACAGUCACGAUGUUUCGGAAGGUGAUCAAUGAUUUCAAAGCCAAAGCCAAAGAAAACAAGUUCAUUGUCCGUGAAUUUUUCUAUGAUGAAAAAGAAAUUAAAUCUGAAAGGGAAGAGAUGACUAAAUUGCUCUCUGAAAAGAAGCAACAGUAUCAAACUUCACGUGUUGCUCUUAAAAAGAGAUCAUCCACCUUCCCGGAUCACAUGGUUAAAAUGACCCCAGUAGGGAACCCUUCUAGGCCCUCUACGGGGCAUACGGACAAAGAAAAAGAGAAUGAGGGCGAGGGUGAGGGUCCCCUUUUGCGGUGGCUGAAGGUGAACUUCAGUGAAGCAUUUAUUGCCUGGAUUCACCUGAAGGCUUUGAGAGUAUUUGUUGAAUCUGUGCUAAGGUAUGGACUACCCGUGAAUUUUCAGGCAGUGCUUUUACAACCCCAUAAGAAGGCCACAAAACGUUUGAGAGAGGUUCUAAACUCGGUCUUCAAACACCUGGAUGAAGUAGCAGCAGCAAGUAUAUUGGAUGCUUCUGUGGAUAUUCCUGGAUUACAACUAAAUAACCAAGAUUAUUUUCCUUAUGUCUACUUUCACAUUGACCUUAGUCUUCUCGACUAGUUUUUAACAGCCCGGUAACUCUAGAAAUUGUUUUAUUUCAUCAAAUUAAACUUUAGGUGCUGUCUUCUCUAAGUUAAAGAACUGUUACAAAAUUAACUUCAGAAUAGCAAUUACUUUUUAAAAAAAUGGCCUACAAUUUAGAAUGUUACCACAAAAAUUACUCACAAAAAUUAGUUAUGGUUGUAUUUAUUUUUUGUAAGUUACAAUAAAGAAAAGCUCCCAUGUCUUUAAA